Molecule: messenger RNA, 2322 nt
Organism: Vanessa tameamea
Lineage: Eukaryota; Metazoa; Arthropoda; Insecta; Lepidoptera; Nymphalidae
Gene: Hexim
Exons: 1
Coding region: 220-1242 (340 amino acids)
Biological process (GO): negative regulation of cyclin-dependent protein serine/threonine kinase activity; negative regulation of transcription by RNA polymerase II
Cellular component (GO): nucleus; nucleoplasm; cytoplasm
Molecular function (GO): cyclin-dependent protein serine/threonine kinase inhibitor activity; 7SK snRNA binding
Source: RefSeq, a predicted model, not a curated record
UGCUUGAAGUUAAGUUAAAAGGAGUCAAAUAGCAAUAGCCGCGAUAUAAAAUGAAUAUGGCGAAGCUAGAGAUGUGGUGUCUAGUUCAGAAUUUAGUGAAUAGAAAAGGAUCAUUAUUAAAGUUACUUUUGGGUUAGUGACGUAUUCGUGUUAAUCAUAGGUGCGAGCAAAUUGGUGAAAUUAAAAUAUAGUGACUUGUAUAUCUGCUGUUUUGCAAAAAUGGAUGUUAAAAACAUAUCAGAAAUAAAAGAUGGCGAAUCAACGAGUCCUCUUGUGCUGGUAGAAGCGCCAUCUAUAUUAGAAGUGCCAAAUCUCAAACUAGAUGGAAGUGUAAAAAAAAAGAGAAGACGCGGGAAAACCAAACGAAAAAUUAUAAAACCAUUUUUAAAAAUGCCUUGGCAGGAAAGAAGAAUGAUCGAUAAUACUAAGAGAAAUAAUCGAUUUCGAAAAAUCGUUUUAUCAAAAACACAGGCACCUUUUAAUAAUAAUCAAUUUCUAAUGGAAAUUCAUAAACCAGAACCAGAAAAUAAUUUCAACUUAUUCAGAACCCCGUCUGCUCGAACCCGGGACUCUAGUUUUAGUGUAGAUUCAGAGGAAAAUUACUUUUUUUCACUUCCAGAAGACGAGGAAGAAUAUUUAACAAAGGAAUUUUCUAGUGUUUACGAAGACGCACAAAGUGAACGGUUAUCAAAUAUGUCCAAAAAUGAACUUGUUCAAGAAUAUCUUUUGCUUGAGGCUAAAUAUGAUAAUCUCAUAAAGAGGAAUGAGCGAAGUAAAGUGAAAGACACGGAGGGAGACAAAGAUGUGUCAGUAGCAGAUAAGGAUGUCUCAAUUACGGAUAAAGAUAGCAUGCUGACUGACCGGGAUACUUCAGGUACAUCUGUCAUGUCUGGUUCAAUAGACGAGCCCUCAGUUUAUGAUGUCAUGCAGAGAUUGAAGGAACAAGAUGAGCAGAUUCGCGAGCUACAGCUGGCUAAUGAAAAAUUACUUUUAGAAAAUAGCCAUCUAAGACAAAGAAAUCAGGGCUCAAGUGAAGAUUCAGAGAGUGACAGCUCUUCUACUUCUGAUAGUUGCAGCAGUUCAAGUUGCAGUUCAAGUCCUGAACAUGAACCUGUUUUGGUAAAUGGUGAUGUUGCAGCUAAUGAAAACCACAUUGUUAAUGGAGAGCAUCAUAUCACGAAUGGUGUACAACCAACUCCGCCUCUUGUCAACGGAUUUCACAGUCCAAGUGAUAAAAACUAAAGUGAACAGUAUAUAAACUUUUAAAGAUGGACAAAGUAAUAUAUGUGUUAGUCUUACGUUUAUAGCCUUAGCUCAAAAAAGGAAUAAAGAUAAACAAACUAUAGAUUUAUAUAUUCCAUUUGAUAUAGUAAUAGCUGUAGCACUACAAACAGUUCUUGAUUAAUAUAUUUUAUUUUAUAAUAUCACCACUAUUUCACUUUCAUUUUAUGGUUUAAGUUCUAAAAACAACUUCAUCAACAUUUAAAAUACAGGUCUUUUGUCAAUCCAUAAUGCAUAUCGAUUAUCAUUCAAGCUCUCGACCAAUUAUAUCACAUCAAUUUUAAGUCAUAUGUUGUUUAUUUGUCUUGAUUCCUCUUGUGGUUUGAGAAGCUGCUAUGUAUUACUAAUAUACAAGAUGAUUAUUGUUCUCUUGCUGUAUGUCUUUAUAAAGAUUCAUGUAAUAAUUUUAAGACUGUUAUAAUGUAACUGUGAGAUCUCAUCUUAGGUUUAAUGGAUCCUAUGUGAUACCCAUGUUGAUAUUUGUGUGGUAGUUUACCUGAUUGGUGAUAAGAUUUGGAAAAUAUUUAAGACUAUGUGUAUGGAAUGACAAUUUGUAUAGUCAAGCAACAUUUUACUAAUGUCAUAUUAGAUGUGAUAAAAUGUUUUAAUCAAAAUAACAAAUUUAAUGGCAAAAUAAAUAUCACAAAAAUAUAAAUAUUUGCAUAUUUUUUAGUAAACAAUAUAAAUAUUAAUUAAAAAAGCUGUUCAUAUGCAAAAUUGCACAAUUUUAUUUAAAUAUUUCUCAUACAAUAUAUUUUUUAUUUCUGAAAUGCUAUAAAAAUAUUUCUAAUCAAGAUCUGGAUCUCACUUUUAUGUUUAUACAGUGUAAUGAUAUUAAGAAUGUAACAGUACAGUUGUAAUUUGGUCUAAAAUUGUUAUUGCGUUUAACAAGUGAUAAGUUAAUUGUGUCAAGUACCAGUUUAAGAUAGCAAGUUAGUCUGACCGAGUAAUUAUUUUAUGUUUAGGUGUUUAAUGUAAUUUUAAACACAAUUAAUAUUCUUACCCAUAGUUGUUAAUUAUAAAUUUUUAAUGAUAAAUCAU